Messenger RNA from Puccinia graminis f. sp. tritici CRL 75-36-700-3, 3338 nucleotides. RefSeq lists its product as uncharacterized. The transcript has 14 exons. Gene Ontology annotation, molecular function: metal ion binding; glycerophospholipase activity. The record is from RefSeq and is a predicted model, not a curated record. Bases 441 to 3215 code for a protein of 924 amino acids. Gene Ontology annotation, cellular component: cytoplasm. Lineage: Eukaryota; Fungi; Basidiomycota; Pucciniomycetes; Pucciniales; Pucciniaceae.
GUUUCUUGGGCGGUGUUUGUUGGUUUUCGUAGUCAUUUGCUUAUGUGCCUGGUUGGCUCGACGAGUCUACAAUUUAAGGAGUAAACAGCUUUUGAUUUGAUUUGAUUUGAUUUGUUUCGUUUGAUGAUGAUGAUGGGAUGAAUGCUCGAUCGAAGGACAGUGUUCUCCUCAACUGAGUACUGUUCCUGUUGACCGCUGUGCUGACUUCUUAAAUACCUUCCUCACCAGUUUCACCCACUUCCAUCCUGUCUUAAGAGAACUGGUUUGAACAUCUUCAAUAAUUUAUUGGCUUGAGAUCACAACAACUGCUAAUUAUGAAUUUGUACCUGCGGAUGUAACAGUACGCAUACUGAUCGUACAUACUCGAACCGGCGGAGGGGUUUCUUGUUGACCGAGUGACUCGUUAUAAAAGACGGAGACUUGAUUCAAGACCAAACGGGAUGAUGGCCAACAGCAACUCCAAGCCGCCCCUGGUCUCUCAUUUCUUUCAUACUGGUCCAGCGCUAUCGGACUUCAACUCGCUUGGUUCCAUCAUCUCCAACCCAACCAACAACUCAGCAGCACCCUCAACUAAUCUUACUACAAACAAUCAACCUUCCAAUCCCACCAGCGGUAUUACCACCACCACCACCACCACCAAUAUCAAUACUAGUACUACAACAACCGUCACUCGAGUCGUCGCUAAUGCUUCCCUCCCUGCUCCGGUGGCAUGUAGUCCAUUUAAUAAGAAGGAAAAUGCAAACAUCGAACUCGCCUGGCAACUCUUACACUCUCACCGAAAUUCUAGCUCGAGCUCCGCAAAAAAUACCAUCAGACGUUCAUCCGGCUCCACUGUGACUGAUAAACAAAUUUCUGAUCCCGAUCGAUCUCAACAAUCAAACUCUGAGAGUCAUCAUAUUCCUCAUCUCGAAUUCACACCGAAAGGGAAGGCGAAAUUGAUGUCUGAAACCAACGGCAAAAAUGACGAUCAGGACGAUUAUAGUCCCUCGGUUAAAUUGCCAGAUAACCAACCGAUGGAUGUCGAUGAACUCGACAAUGAGGAUGGCGUGCUCAACCUAUCAAUGGAGGAUCAUCCCUACAUCGUUCCAGUUGGUCUGGAUUCACUAUUCACAGUAGACGUUCGCAGAUUGAAGCUUUAUCCUGCAUUCUGGCAUGGCCCUCAUUUGGACGUCUAUAAAGGAAAAUGGUUUUACCCCACAACUAACAAGCAAAAAUUCUAUCCUUGUGAUCCCGCCCUUGCAGAAGCUCUGGAAGCUGCCUAUGAUCAAAUCAAACCUUGGGACAUAUCCUACGAGGAUGAGCUACGUUCGGCACUCAAGAUAGGAACCGAAGCAGAAGACAAAUUAAAAGUGCACCUCAAAGAGUUUGAUCACGAUGUAAUCUUCGAGACAGCGAGCCAAGGUAGGUUAUAUUCCACGGCGGUGAGCAGCAGGAUAAGCAAGACGAUCCUUACAAAUUUCUUCACGAGUAUCUCCAAGAAGACGGCGGGUUACAGUGGGGGGACGGUGGUGAUCCGUGGCUGGGAUCAGGUUCAAAGCUGGAGUGGAUUGGAAUCUGAAGAGAAGUCCUCAGAUAACUCCGAUCGAGGCGGGAUUGGCGCGGCUUCUGGACUUAAUACUACCGCGGAUAUGUUGCAAGAAGAAGACUUGGAAAACACAGACGCGAAAGUCUCUGAAUUAGUUUUGGUGAUCCAUGGAAUCGGUCAAAAGUUAGCCAAAUCCUAUGAUUCGUUUGAUUUUGUCCAUGCUUGUAAUCAAUUACGAGUCGAAUGUCACAAGGCAAGUACCACGGACCCGAAAAUGAAGAACUUUCUUCAAAACAGAAGGGUCCAAUUCAUCCCUAUUCGAUGGAGACAUUCGUUGGAUUUCGAGAUGGAGGGAUUCACUGAGCAAGGAGAUGGCAGGUCCUCCGAAGCUGAGAUCGAAGAGGGAAAACAGACUAAAAAUCGAUUUGCGAUGAAAGAUAUCCAAAUCCCAGAUAGUAUUCCAUUCGUGCGUGAGGUGGUGACUAGCUUAGUGCUUGAUGUGCCACUUUACAUGUCACCGAAGCAGCACAAGCGGAUGAUUGCGGCAGUGAUCGAACAAGCCAACAAAGUCUACCAACUCUUCUGUCGGCGGAACACAUACUAUACUGGGCGCAAGGUGUCCAUCCUUGCCCAUAGUCUUGGCGCCGCAUUGACCGUCGACAUCCUCUCGAGACAGCCUAGUAGAUGGACGAUGGACGUCGACACCAGCCAAGUUAUGGGCGAUACGCAGACUUACUUAUCUGCACUAGAUCAUUUCUGUUUCGAUACUUCUAAAGUAUUCCUUGUCGGUAGUCCGGUUGCCUUCUUCUUCCAUUUACAUCGUGCGCAAUUGAUUGCUCGUGAAGGCGUAUCAAGUUCGACGAGACUGGACUCGAAGAAUUCGGCCGAAUGGCGCAAAGCCAAUCGGGUCUCGACCGACGAGGUCGGACAGUACGGCUGUCUGGCGGCUGAAACUAUCUACAGUGUUUACAUUUCGACCGAUCCUGUUGCUUAUUCUAUGAAUGCAUGCGUCGAUUGUGGACAUUCGAAGCGAAUCAAGCCGAUUGACGCUCACUCAUUCACCAAGAAGUUUUUAGAAACGAUGAGAAGGAAGCGGCCUAUAGCCGAACCGGAGUCAACCCUUACGCGGAAUGUUUCGCUGAGCUCGUUAUCGUCGUUAGUUGCGUCUUCAUGGAUGGGCUCGACCAAGAAGCGAGAGCCUGAUGAUCUGAUCAAUACCAACAAUGGUAAUCCUCAAGCAACGCUCAUUGGAGAUGUCAUCAGGCCUUCCUGCUCCCCACUCCCACCUUCUGAUCCUCCUCCCCGACCUCCUCGACCUACCUCGAUGAUCAAUAUUGGCUGGUCUGAUCUCGUUCGCAAACGGACAAGGGUCUUCACUGCUUCUUCUAGUACUGAAAAUAUUCGUGAUGAACAUCUCAAAAAAUCUAAACAUGGGGAAGAUACUCUUGGGCGAAUGAGGUUUCUUGGGUUGAAUCCUACCGGAUCAGUGGACUUUGUGAUUCCAAGCUUAGGACUGAACCAAUACGUCGACAUGGUGACAGCACAUGCGGCUUACUGGACUGAUAAUCGGUUUGCAAGGUUGGUUUUGAUCGGCUUGUUUGGCGAAGAAUCGGUGUUGGAACACGUCGGUGAACUCGAAAAUCCAAUCUCCAAUGGUAAUACUACUACUGCUACUACUACUACUACUUGAUCACGAAGAAUCAAAUCCUUUGGGCUCGCGAUUUAUCGAGAAUCUCGGUAUCCAUCUUGGGUUAUCUCACAAAUUAUUCUCCUCAUUUGUUUAUAAUUAAAUGAUAUAGAUAAAGCAUCAUUU